Messenger RNA from Dentiscutata erythropus, 324 nucleotides. NCBI's taxonomy places the organism in Eukaryota, Fungi, Glomeromycota, Glomeromycetes, Diversisporales, Gigasporaceae. The record is from the annotation of a GenBank genome assembly.
AUGGCGGAAGAUAAGCCUGUCAAGAGUUUAGAAGAUAACUCUGAGAUAGUUACAUAUGGAAUGUUUGAACCUUUUUUUUAUCCUGAUAAUACUAAUAGGGAAAGAAGGGUAAAUGAAUUACAAAACGAUAUCAGGAUGUAUAUAGUUGAACUUGUUAAUAAAAAAGAAAAAUUAGAUUCACUUCUUGAAACUUUGAAAAAAAAAUUAGAUCAUAUUGCAGAUGAUUUAAAAUUUUACGAAUUGAAAGAAAUGGUAAAAAAACCAAUAUAUGAAGAAAAAAAUUUAUUAAUUCCUAAAAUUAUAAUGGUUAUAUUUGAUAUAGAA